AUGGUUCAAAGAAAGGUCCCAAACAAUCUUAGUAUCCAAACACAACAUGUUAAAUUUGACAAAUUUCCCACAAACAUGAAACUAUCUUCUUCAUCUUCUCAUCAACAAAACCAAGAUGAUAAAAGUAAACUUUCUAAGAAAAUGAAGAAAUCAAACUCAAUCAAACUCUCUCAUCUUGAGACUCUUCAACUUCAAUCAACACCAAUUUCAACAAAAACAACAACAAAAGAUGGUUCACCAAAUUACAUGAAGCACACAAGUAGUUCACAAUCAAAAAAGGAACUUUUUCAUGUAAGUCUUAGAAAAACUCAAUCUUGUUCUGUUUCUAAGAAUCUUGAUACAAAAUUUUCAAGUGAUUAUUCAUGUAAAAAACCUAGUUUGUGUUUGGUUAGAACAUUAACAAAAACUACUAGUUUUAAGGGUUCUAGAAAUUCUCCUAGAAAAUCAACAAGGGCUACUUGUUCUUCCACUCUGAAAGACUCAAACUUUCCAUCAUAUCUUGAGCUUAAUCAUGGUGGAACUGAGUUAGAGGGAAGUUCAGUUAUGAGGGUUUGUUCAUAUAGUUAUUGUUCUCUUAAUGGACAUCAUCAUCAUCAUGGUGAUAAUUUGCCUCCUUUGAAGACUUUUGUGUCUUCGAGAAGGCGCGUAUUGAAGCGUGUGAAGCUCGAAGCGCUGAGUCCUCGAAGUCCUCGAAAUCGGAGAUUGAAGACGACGUGUGAGGUAGGAAAGAAGGACUGUGAUGUUGAGCGGUAUGUGUUUGAUGAAAAACCUGAAUGUGAUGAAAUUGGCAUGGAUUUCUUCAUUGAAAUUUAUGCUAGUGGAAAAAAAGAUGAGAAACCGAUAGGAGAAGAAGAAAUUGGAAAAAUCGAUUUUCUGGAAGAGGUUGAGGGUUAUGAAGAUAUCAUCAAGUCUACAAUUGAAGAUGAUGUCAUAGAAGCAGAUUUUCUGAAAGAGGUUAAGGAUCAAGAGAAACAUGAAGAUGCAGAUGCAGAUGAAGAAGAACAAUCUAGUUGGUCUCAUGAAGAAAUGAGUAUGGAAGAUGUUCACAAUAAUUUGGAUGAUUCUGAUUCCGAACGGUCCUAUGGAUUUGAGCAAGAACAUGAUGCUGAUUCUUCUGUUUACGCGGAUGAGGAAAAUGACUCGAAAGAUGAAUCUUUAUCUCAGAGUUCUCAUGAUGUAUCGGUGACAUGGUUAGACGAUAUCAUUAGCUGCUAUUACGAUGACAUUAUUUUGCUUGAUGAAACACUCAAAGAAUCCAAAUCCGAAGAAAUCAUCUAUCUUGAAGAACAACCUAAUGAUAGCAUGAUUAGUUUUGUCCUUGAUGACAAAAUUGGAUGCAACGAGACUCAAGAAAUCGAUGACCCUACCAGUGACAUUGGUUGUGACCGAUCUUCUUUGGCAGAUGAAAUAUUUGAUUACCUAACAAAUUCCGAAGAGAAAGUUGAUGAGACUAGUCAAGAGAACAAAGAUUUCAAGAGAGGGGAGAAGAACCAAAUUCAACUGUCUCCGAAUGAAUUUGAACUUUGUCCCUUGAAGCAAACGAUCACAGACCAAACUCUUACCGCUGACGUGAUAACUCGUGGACAGGACGACCAUAUUCCGUUAGUCGAUGUUGUUGAAGAAAGCAUCAAAGAUAUUCAAAAUCAAGGCAAAGGUAAUAAAAGAUCAAGUUGCGUAAUCGAUGAAGAGGAAAACGCAAGAGAGGAUUGGAAAGGUGUGAUUAGAAGAAAGAGGUGUGUUGACGACGAUGAUGAAGAGACGAGGAAGUUCAGUCCAAGAGAUCCGAAUUUCCUUCCAUUGGUUCCUGAAAAAGAAAAAGAAAAAGUCGAUUUGAGGCAUCAAAUGAUGGAUGAGAGAAAGAAUGCGGAGGAUUGGAUGGUUGAUUGUGCACUAAGGCAAGUUGUUAACAAGCUUGCUCCUGCUAGGAAGAAGAAGGUUGCAUUACACAUUCAAGCUUGCCGCUGA
Vicia faba (fava bean) is the source of this 1965-nucleotide messenger RNA. NCBI's taxonomy places the organism in Eukaryota, Viridiplantae, Streptophyta, Magnoliopsida, Fabales, Fabaceae. The record is from the annotation of a GenBank genome assembly.